This is a messenger RNA of Megalops cyprinoides (Indo-Pacific tarpon), 1785 nucleotides long. RefSeq names its product galactokinase 1 (gene galk1). Gene Ontology annotation, molecular function: ATP binding; galactokinase activity. Gene Ontology annotation, cellular component: cytoplasm; cytosol. Lineage: Eukaryota; Metazoa; Chordata; Actinopteri; Elopiformes; Megalopidae. Gene Ontology annotation, biological process: galactose metabolic process; carbohydrate phosphorylation. The record is from RefSeq and is a predicted model, not a curated record. The coding region runs from base 310 to 1494 and encodes 394 amino acids. The transcript has 8 exons.
ACAGGAGUAUUGUAACUUGAAUUGAAGUGAAAGGGCUCCAAAACAACUCGGACUUAAGAUACACAGAGCCAUUUUCUUUUUGGAAAAAAAUCUUUGCGAGUUGCAAGGUAUUCAAAACUAAAUACAGCUCAAAAAGUUAACUAUAUCGGUUAAAAGCGCAGUGUGUAACUUUGCAGGUCUGCCUUUCUAGUGAGUACUCAAUUCAUACAGAGAUAGCCGAUUUAAAGGUAGCUAGCUGUCUUACUCCCGAUCUUUCAGCUGACGACUCUUAUACGGAAUACACCAACUCGACGCAGAUAUUUUUCCAAAAUGACCAGCUGCUGUCCUGUGCCAAGUGUCAAAGAUAUGGUUGCAGAGGCUCGGCAGGUGUUCCGGGAAAGCUUCGGGGGACAGGAUCCUGAAGUGGCGGUGUGCGCCCCGGGGCGAGUCAAUUUGAUUGGAGAGCACACCGAUUACAAUGAAGGAUUCGUUCUACCAAUGGCAUUGCCCCUUGUGACAGUUAUGGUGGGUAGUCGGACCCAAGACCAAAAUGUUUCUGUUGUAACUGCAAAUGAGGCUGUGGAGGAGCCUAGGAGAGUGGACUUUGAAUUGCCUAAAGACAACCAGCCCCUGUCUCCUGGGCAACCAAACUGGGCAAAUUACGUGAAAGGAGUUGUGCAACACUACAGGGCACAACCCCUUCCUGGAUUCAGAGCUGUAGUGGCCAGCAGUGUACCACUAGGAGGAGGACUGUCCAGUUCAGCCUCUUUGGAAGUUGCAGUGUACACAUUCCUGCAGCAGCUGUGUCCAGAUGAUGGGGACAAGGUUGCAAAAGCUGUGGCAUGUCAGAAGGCCGAGCAUACCCAUGCUGGAGUGCCCUGUGGCAUCAUGGAUCAGUUUGUGUCUGUUUUGGGCAAGGAGGGCCAUGCUCUCUUGAUUGAUUGCAGGUCUUUAGAGGCCACAUUAGUGCCACUGGCUGACCCCAGCCUGGUCAUCCUCAUUACCAACUCCAAUGUAAGGCACUCUCUGACUGGCAGCGAGUACCCAAGUCGCCGGAGGCAAUGCGAAGAGGCAGCAGCAAUUUUGGGCAAGAACAGCUUGAGGGAGGCCACCCUGCAGGAUCUAGAGGAUGCCAAGGGGCGCCUAGAUAGUGUGACUUUCCGACGAGCGCGUCAUGUGAUUGAAGAGAUUGGGCGCACUACGCAAGCAGCAGAGGCACUGAAACGAGGGGCGUACCGAGAGUUUGGCAGACUAAUGGUGGAGAGCCACAACUCACUCAGGGACCAUUAUGAAGUGAGUUGCAAGGAGCUAGAUGAGCUAGCCUCUGCAGCCAUGGGCGUGGAGGGUGUUUACGGCAGUCGCAUGACCGGUGGAGGUUUUGGUGGAUGUACUGUCACCCUGCUGGAGGCUGAAGCUGUAGACAGGGCCGUCAAGCACAUCAAGGAACAUUACAGCGGGUCCCCCACCUUCUACAUCACUAAACCAUCAGAGGGAGCACGAGUCCUCAGCCUUUGAGUCAGGAUUGCCGACUUGCACACGUGCACAGAUUCAUACAAUACAUACUUUUACGAAAAGUUACAACUGUUAAUCAUGAACCAUUGCUGAGAAAGCUUCCAACAGGGGUGCUUAUUGUGAUUAAUAUAACAUUCAAAUCAAGAUCAAGUGAAUGUACUUUAUAGCACUGUUUAUUAAUCAACAGGAAGAUUGCAGAACAUUACCCCUUGAUAUAAAAUAGUGACUGUUCAUUGUCUUUUUUUUCUUGCUUAACUUUUUUUUCCAAUAUGACAGAACUGUCACUUGGGAAAG